This is a messenger RNA of Aspergillus japonicus CBS 114.51, 1620 nucleotides long. RefSeq names its product cytochrome P450. The transcript has 2 exons. Lineage: Eukaryota; Fungi; Ascomycota; Eurotiomycetes; Eurotiales; Aspergillaceae. Gene Ontology annotation, molecular function: monooxygenase activity; iron ion binding; oxidoreductase activity, acting on paired donors, with incorporation or reduction of molecular oxygen. The record is from RefSeq and is a predicted model, not a curated record. Bases 1 to 1500 code for a protein of 499 amino acids.
AUGACUUUCCUCACCAUCCUCAUUUUUUCAACCAUCCUCUGUAUCUUAACGCAAAUCCUGUACAACUUCUACCUCCACCCAUUAUCCCGCUACCCUGGCCCACUCCUCUGGCGCGCCUUCCGCUUUCCCUUCAUCUCAACCAACAUCCGGGGUCAACUGCCCCAUCGCAUCCGCGCCCUCCACGAGAAAUACGGCGACGUCGUCCGCGUCGCCCCGGACGAAUUGUCCUUCAUCGACCCCACCGCCUGGCGCGACAUCUACGCCCCCUUCUGCACCGACUCAUCCUCGUCCCACUCCACCCCAGCAGGCCGCGAAUUCGUCCGCCCGCACCAAUACAAAGACCAACCUCCCGGCAAAACCGCCACGAAUCUUAUCGCCUGCUCUGAGACCGAGCAUACGCGACUGCGCAAAAUCCUCGCCCCGGGGUUCUCCGAGCAGUCAGUCAUGCAGCAGGAACCCAUCGUACAGAAAUACAUCGAUACGCUGUUCACCAAGCUUGACGCACAGAUCGUUGAUAGCAGCAACGCAUGCGCGGACGUCGAUAUGGUCCAAUGGAUCAACUACCUCGCCUUUGACGUGAUAGGCGAUCUCACCUGGGGGUCCUCGUUUGGGUGUCUCGAUGGCCUACGGUAUCAUCCGUGGGUGCAGACGGUGAGCCAGUUCAAGGCUGCCAUUGUCGUGGGGUCGUUGAAGUUCUAUCCGUUGCUAUAUCGAGGCUUGAUGGCAAUCACGCCUGCUGAGGCGCUGAAGCCUGUGAUGGAGAUGUGGAGGGUUACUGAGGAGAAGAUGGCGGAGCGGGUUGCUAACCAUUCAUCUGCAAAGAGAACAGAUCUAGUAGGUACAAUGAUAGCUUCGCAGGCGAUGACGCAGGAGGAGAUGGAGGUCAACGCGAUGCUGCUCGUUGCCGCGGGGAGUGAGUCGAUCACCACUGUUAUCACGCGGGUGGUGAAUCACCUCCUGCGAGAGCCUGAUGUGCUUGGUACAUUGGUGGAUGGGCUUAGGCGGACGUUUGAGAAAGAAAGCGACAUCACUGCUACACGGCUGAAGUCGGUCCCGUAUCUGGAUGCAGUGCUGAAUGAAGGAAUGCGGCUGUGUCCGACGAUCCCGGAUGCGAUGCGGAGGCAGGUGCCCCGUGGGGGAGCAACUGUGGCGGGCCAUUUCGUGCCGGAGGGGAUGAUUGUCUCUAUCCCCCCGUUUGCGAGCUAUUGUUCCUCGCGCAACUACACCAGCCCGGAGGCAUUUGCCCCCGGGAGGUGGUUGGGCGAGGAGCGGUUCCGCGGGGACAGCCGGAUCGCGUUCCAUCCGUUCUCGCUGGGGAAGCAUAAUUGCCCUGGCCAGAGUUUGGCCUGGUUGGAGCUCAGGUUGGUGCUUGCACGACUGUUGUGGAGAUAUGAUCUUUCCGUGCCACCGGGGGUGGAGCUACCGCGGUGGAAGGAGCAGGCAAUUUGGUGGUUCUGGGACAAGAAGCCGACAGUGGUGAGGGUAGGGGCGGUUCGAUAGAAUGCGCUUUGCCUGUCCUAGAUCAGACCAGCCAUUUCUAAUGAUCAGAAGUAUGGGACAUGCAAUGGCAUGUAAGCUUAGAGCUGUGAAUUGACAAACACAUUACACAUGACAGAGCAG